Rattus rattus (black rat) is the source of this 1029-nucleotide messenger RNA. Its product is annotated as homeobox protein ceh-36-like. The transcript is spliced from 4 exons. NCBI's taxonomy places the organism in Eukaryota, Metazoa, Chordata, Mammalia, Rodentia, Muridae. The coding region runs from base 1 to 1029 and encodes 342 amino acids. The record is from RefSeq and is a predicted model, not a curated record. Gene Ontology annotation, biological process: central nervous system development; neuron differentiation; regulation of DNA-templated transcription. Gene Ontology annotation, molecular function: DNA binding; DNA-binding transcription factor activity, RNA polymerase II-specific.
AUGAAGCCAGUGUGCCAUAAAAGGUGGGUGAAGAUAACGGAUUUGAAUGUGUGUAAGUACAGGAACAUGCUCCAGUCAGUUCAGAACACAGAUAUAGCCGAAGGUCCCUCCUUUCAUCCCAAAUUCCAAAUGUCUUCAUAUACCCGCAUAGACACCAGUUCCCAAUUGCCUCAAGAGCCUGCAUGGAACUUAGCUUUUCAAAUGGGCCAGAGUCCCCUUGUGACCUCAAGAACUCCAAUGCAAUCAAGUCCUUCAGUCCCUGAACAGAACCUAAAUUGGCAAGAGUCCCAAGGGUCAUCAAGAGAAUCAAAACCUAUGGCAAUGUCAGAUAAAUAUGGCGGUAAACAAACUGGCCCUGUGGUUCCAAGGAAGGGACGAAAGGAACGGACUCAGUACUCUGCAAAACAAAAGUCCAUGCUGCAAGAACAUUUUGCUGAGUGCCAGUACCCAGACCAGAAACAGUGUUUGGAGCUGGCAUCCGUGGUUGGUGUGACAGAGAAGGAGAUCAAGGUCUGGUUCAAGAACAACCGGGCUAAGUGCAAGCAGAAGAAUGUUCCAGAAGCACUGCCAGAGACAAACGGAGGCUCUGAAGCUGAUUCUGGGUCAACCAAUUUUCCUGGUUCCAUAGCUGUUGUUGGUUUUGACCAGGGAGAGCCCAUGACCACAGCCACAUUUGAUGUGGAUUCCACUCCCAUACUGAACUGCAACCAGGAGUCUUCUCUGGAUGGCAAUUCGACCUGUGAUGGUGCCAUGUGUUGUCUGCAAGAAGACGUGCUUGAUGGUAAUGCCCCUGUUACUGCUGGAGACUCUGGUGAAUCAGCACCAGUUGAAGCCCAGGCUGACCUUGCAGCAGCUGGAGCUCCAGUUGCCAUGGCAGUUGACACUCCAAACCCAGAGGAUUGUGAGGAUUUACCUCCAUUGGACGAAGGGGUCUGGCAAUGGAUGCUUGAAGACUUUCACCAAUUGGAAGACUGGUUUACCAAGAACUACAUUGAGAGUCCUAGCAGUACUUCUCACCCAUUUGACUAG